Humulus lupulus (European hop) is the source of this 1656-nucleotide messenger RNA. Its product is annotated as probable leucine-rich repeat receptor-like protein kinase At1g35710. The record is from RefSeq and is a predicted model, not a curated record. The transcript has a single exon. The coding region runs from base 1 to 1656 and encodes 551 amino acids. NCBI's taxonomy places the organism in Eukaryota, Viridiplantae, Streptophyta, Magnoliopsida, Rosales, Cannabaceae. Gene Ontology annotation, molecular function: protein binding.
AUGAAAUUAGUCCCACAAACUCGUUUCUCUCUUCUUGUUCUUGUUCUUCAUAUUUUUGUUUUGCAUCCAUUGAAGAUUACUUCCUCAUCAAAACCACAAGCAGAGGCUCUGAUAAGAUGGAAGAACAGCUUGGUGUUGAAACCAUCUUCUCUGAAUUCAUGGUCCAGCAACAACAUCAACAAUCUUUGCAACUGGACUAGUGUUGUCUGUGAUGGCUCCACCAGGGAAAUCUCACAAAUAGACCUCUCCAACUUGUACCUGAAUGGUUCAUUAGACCAGUUCAACUUCUCGUUGUUCCACAACAUCACCGUAUUCAACCUCAACAACAACAAUAUGGUUGGUUUUAUACCACCAGCCAUUGGUAAUCUCACUAAGCUCACUUUGUUGGACUUGAGUGACAAUCAUAUUGAAGGAGAAAUACCAGUGGAGAUGAGCCAAUUGUCAGAGCUUCAAUAUCUUAGUUUGUUAAAAAAUUCUCUCAAGGGUACGAUCCCUUACGAGCUUAGCAAUCUAAGAAAGGUACGAUACUUAUCCCUUGGAGCAAACUCUUUGGAGACUUCUGACUGGUCUAAAUUUUCAAGCAUGCCUUUGUUGACCUACCUUGAUCUUUCUUUGAAUAACUUUAAUUCAACAUUCCCAGAUUUCAUAUUAAAGUGUAGGAACUUGACCUUCCUAGACAUGUCCCAAAACAAUUGGAAUGGCUCAAUUCCAAAAUCUGUAUUCUCCAAUCUACCGUUACUUAAAAUGUUGGAUCUUUCUGAGAACCAUCUGACGGGUCCAAUUCCAACUUCUAUGUGGAACCUCAAAAACCUCAUCUUUUUCUAUGUAAACACCAACCAACUAUCAGGAGAGUUUCCAUUUAACAUUUAUAGUCUCGGUAACUUGGAGAAAUUAUUUCUUUACGCCAAUAAUUUCACUGGUUCAAUUCCUUCAGAGAUUGGAAACUUGAAAAAACUUAAAAGGUUGGAUCUUUCCGAGAACCAUCUCAUGGGUCCAAUUCCAUCUUCUCUAUGGACCUUAAAAAAGCUUACCUUGUUGCAACUUUUCGACAACAAUCUGGUUGGAACCAUACCACCAGAGAUCGAAAAUCUAAAACUCCUCACAACUUUUGCUGUAAGCACCAACCAACUAUCAGGAGAGUUGCCCGUUAACAUUUCUAGGCUGAGUAACUUGGAGAAGUUAUUUGUUUUUGCCAAUAAUUUCACUGGCUCAAUUCCUUCGGAGAUUGGAAACUUGAAGAAACUUAAAAGGUUGGAUCUUUCCGAGAACCAUCUCAUGGGUCCAAUUCCAUCUUCUCUGUGGACCUUAAAAAAUCUUACCUUGUUGCAACUUGUCGACAAUAAUCUGGUUGGAACCAUACCACCAGAGAUCGAAAAUCUAAAACUCCUCACAACUUUUGCUGUAAGCACCAACCAACUAUCAGGAGAGUUGCCCGUUAACAUUUCUAGGCUGAGUAACUUGGAGAAGUUAUUUGUUUUUGCCAAUAAUUUCACUAGCUCAAUUCCUUCAGAGAUUGGAAACUUGAAGAAACUUAAAAGUGUGGAUCUUUCCGAGAACCAUCUCAUGGGUCCAAUUCCAUCUUCUCUAUGGACCUUAAAAAAAGCUUACCUUGUUGCAACUUGUCGACAACAAUCUGGCUGGAACCAUACCACCUGA